Messenger RNA from Saccharomyces mikatae IFO 1815, 1248 nucleotides. RefSeq names its product translation elongation factor EF1B gamma (gene CAM1). The coding region runs from base 1 to 1248 and encodes 415 amino acids. The record is from RefSeq and is a predicted model, not a curated record. Lineage: Eukaryota; Fungi; Ascomycota; Saccharomycetes; Saccharomycetales; Saccharomycetaceae. Gene Ontology annotation, molecular function: translation elongation factor activity. The transcript has a single exon. Gene Ontology annotation, biological process: translational elongation. Gene Ontology annotation, cellular component: nucleus; cytoplasm.
AUGUCACAGGGUACUUUAUAUGCUAAUUUUAGAAUCAGAACUUGGGUCCCAAGAGGGCUUGUCGAAACUUUGAAGCUGGACAUCAAGGUUGUUACGCCUGACAGCGCCGCUGAAGAGUUCGCAAGGGACUUCCCAUUGAAGAAGGUUCCUGCAUUCGUAGGACCAAAGGGCUAUAAGUUGACAGAGGCUAUGGCCAUUAACUACUAUUUGGUAAAGCUUUCACAAGAUGAAAAGAUAAAGGCUCAAUUGUUGGGUGCUAGCGAUGACUUAAAUGCUCAAGCGCAGAUCAUCAGAUGGCAAUCGUUGGCCAACAAUGACUUGUGUAUCCAGAUUGCCAACACUAUUGCACCCUUGAAGGGGGAUGUUCCUUACAAUAAGAAGAACUUCGACGCAGCCAUGGGCAAUGUUAGCAAGAUCGUUGACAUCUUCGACGGUAGAUUGAAAAACUACACUUAUUUGGUGACGGAAAGCAUCUCCUUGGCCGACUUAGUCGCCGCCUCCAUCUUCACCAGAUACUUCGAAAACCUAUUCGGUUCUGAAUGGAGAGCUCAACAUCCGGCCAUCGUGAGAUGGUUCAACACCGUCAGAGCUUCUCCCUUCUUGAAGGACGAAUACAAGGAUUUCAAGUUCACUGACAAGCCAUUGGCGCCUCCCCAAAAGAAAAAGGAAAAGAAGGCAUCAACUGCCAUCGCUACGCCUCCAAAGAAGAAGGAGGAAGCCAAGCCGGCCACUACGGAGACCGAGACUUCUUCCAAGAAGCCAAAACAUCCAUUGGAGUUAUUGGGCAAGUCGACCUUCGUACUAGAUGACUGGAAGAGAAAGUACUCUAAUGAAGACACUAGGCCAGUUGCCUUGCCUUGGUUUUGGGAGCACUACAACCCAGAAGAGUACUCUCUAUGGAAGGUUACUUAUAAGUACAACGAUGAAUUGACCUUGACAUUCAUGUCUAAUAACUUGGUUGGUGGGUUUUUCAACAGACUAUCUGCUUCCACCAAAUACAUGUUCGGUUGUCUAGUUGUCUACGGUGAGAAUAACAACAACGGUAUUGUUGGCGCAGUUAUGGUUAGAGGCCAAGACUACGUUCCAGCUUUCGAUGUUGCACCAGACUGGGAAUCUUACGACUAUGUUAAGUUGGAUCCAACUAACGAGGACGAAAAGGAAUUUAUCAACAAUAUGUGGGCUUGGGAUAAGCCAGUUUCAGUCAAUGGCGAACAAAAGGAAAUCGUUGACGGUAAGGUCUUGAAAUAA